AUGAUUUUAGCAGAUCUUCAAGGUCAUUUAGCUUUAGUUGAAUUGUUAGUACAGAACAAGGCAGAUUUGAGUCUUGCUGAUGAGUCCCAAAAUACAGCUUUACACUAUGCAUGUAUGAAUGACCAUGAAGAUCUUGCACUGUUAAUUCUAGAUAAGAUAGAUGACCAAAAUGUAAUAAAUAAAGCUAAUCAGGAUAUGAAAACUGCCCUUCAUAUAGCAGCUAAACAAGGAUUAACACCUGUAGUACAAGAUUUAAUUGCUAAAGGAGCCAGUCUGACAGCUGUAGAUAAUAAAGGCUAUUCUCCGGCUCUGUCCUGUGCUCCGAAUGAUCGUGUAGCCGACUGUCUCGCCAUUAUUUUAGCUCAUAUGUCCUUUGCUCCAUCUAUGUCUAGUACGUUCAUUCGAUCGAGAAACGAGAAUACGUCGGGAUUUGAUUGUUUAGUGCUGAUGGAUCAGGUUUUCCAAAAGAAAUCUCUGGGUAGUAAAAAGACUGGUGAAUGCCAGCAUGCAGACUAA
Messenger RNA from Ruditapes philippinarum (Manila clam), 516 nucleotides. Its product is annotated as serine/threonine-protein phosphatase 6 regulatory ankyrin repeat subunit A-like. Lineage: Eukaryota; Metazoa; Mollusca; Bivalvia; Venerida; Veneridae. Gene Ontology annotation, molecular function: protein binding. Bases 1 to 516 code for a protein of 171 amino acids. The transcript is spliced from 6 exons. The record is from RefSeq and is a predicted model, not a curated record.